AGACAAUAUACUUAAUGUUUCUUAACUAGGGUGCCUUAAUUUUGAGCAAGCCCAAAGUAUUAAUUAAUCCUUUGUGAUUAAUCAGCAGAAGUUCAAGGGCACUAGUAUUAAUUAAUUAAUAAUUAGUAACCUUCAAACACAUGAUCCGACGCCUGCCCUGCCAGCUACCACUUUGCUUAAAAGGUCAAACUAAACUUUGAAAUUUCAGACUCACCACACAGUCAAGAUGGCUGGCAAUAGGGAUGACCUAAAUUGUCAUGAAGAAGAUGUGGAUGGCCUAAAUGGGAAUGAGAUUGAACUAGAGAAGCUAAGCCUUGGUCCAGAUGGAAGCAAGAAACUUCUUGUACUUGAUCUAGCUGGGGUACUGUGUGACAGGGUGUUUCACAAAAACAGGGCCAAUAUCCCAGAUAAUCGUACUCCUGAUGCUGCCAGUGGAAGCUUUUUCGUUUACAAGAGGCCAUUCUGUGAAGAGUUUGUGAGAUUUUGCCUUGAAAGGUUUGAUGUUGGAAUCUGGUCUUCUGCCAGAAGGACCAACUUGGAAACUGCCCUUGAUUGUGUGAUAGGAGAACUCAAAGGCAGACUCUUAUUUGUCUGGGACCAAGAUGAUUGCACUGAUUCUGGGUUCAGCACCAAGGAAAACAAGAACAAGCCAAUCUUUUUCAAGGAGUUGAAGAAACUAUGGGACAACGAGUCCUCUAAUCUUCCAUGGAGAAAAGGGCAAUAUUCUUCAUCAAACACAAUACUGAUUGAUGAUAAACCUUACAAGGCACUUCUAAAUCCUCCUUCCACGGCAAUAUUUCCCACCGAAUACAAGCCGGACCAACUGGAUGAUGCUACUUUAGGUCCAAAUGGUGAGCUCCGACUGUACUUGGAUGGCCUGGCAAGAGCAGCAGAUGUCCCUGGAUAUGUGAAGGAACACCCUUUUGGACAGUCUGCUAUAACAGCUAUCCAUCCUGACUGGGAUUUCUACUCCAACAUCAUUGACAGUUCCCAGCUUCUGGGAAAGUCAUGAACAGAUGAUUUCUUUUGUGUACUAUGGAAAUGUUUCCUUAUUUGUGCCCAUGAAAGUUUAACAGGUAUUUGAGUUUGUUUAUUUUAGUAUUUCCUUUUAUAUAGAUUAUCAAUUAAUUAUGCGAUA
Messenger RNA from Populus trichocarpa (black cottonwood), 1138 nucleotides. RefSeq lists its product as uncharacterized. Gene Ontology annotation, molecular function: phosphoprotein phosphatase activity. The coding region runs from base 227 to 1012 and encodes 261 amino acids. Lineage: Eukaryota; Viridiplantae; Streptophyta; Magnoliopsida; Malpighiales; Salicaceae. The record is from RefSeq and is a predicted model, not a curated record. The transcript has 5 exons.